Molecule: messenger RNA, 1038 nt
Organism: Parnassius mnemosyne (clouded apollo)
Lineage: Eukaryota; Metazoa; Arthropoda; Insecta; Lepidoptera; Papilionidae
Source: the annotation of a GenBank genome assembly
AUGCCAAAAGACGACCCUGAAACCACUGCCCUGAAGAAGGAACUGACGGAUCUGAUCGCUAAUGUGAAGGCGGCUCAAGAAAAAGUGGCCGAUGCGAAGCUCGUGGAGAAGUGCGGCGACCUGGGCGACGUCCCGAAGAUACGGUUUGUGACAAAGAAAACUCUGAAGGGACACAUCAAUAAGGUGAACUCCGUCCAUUACAGCGGGGACUCCAGACACUGCGUAACUGGGUCGCUGGAUGGAAAACUUAUCAUCUGGGACACGUGGAGCGGCAACAAGGUUCAGGUCAUUCCCUUGCGCUCUGCCUGGGUCAUGAGCGUCGCCUUUGCACCAUCAGGCAAUUUCGUCGCCUGUGGAGGCAUGGACAACAUGUGCACGGUAUACGACGUGAACAACCGGGACGCGACCGGCGCCGCGAAGAUGGUCCGCGAGCUCGCCGGCUACGAGGGCUUCCUCAGUUCUUGCCGCUUCCUUGACGACACGCACAUUCUCACCGGCUCCGGAGACAUGAAAAUAUGCGUAUGGGAUUUAGAGGCUGGUAAAAGAGAGAUGGACUUCAAUGCACACGCUGGUGAUGUUGUCAGCAUCUCUCUAGGGCCGGAAAUGAAGACGUACGUGACUGGUUCAGUGGACCGCACCUGCAAGCUGUGGGACGUCAGGGACGAGAAGGCCAAGCAAACAUUCUUCGGCCACGACGCGGACGUGAAUAGUGUUUGCUACCAUCCAAGCGGUCAAGCGUUCGCGACCGCCUCCGAGGAUAAAACGGCGCGUCUCUUCGACAUACGCAGCGACCAGCAGCUGGGACACUACACACCGCCCGGGAACAGCGGGUUCACCAGCUGCGCUCUAUCGUUGAGCGGACGCUAUCUCUUAGCUGGGUCCGAUGACAAUGCUGUCCACUCUUGGGAUACGCUCAAAGUUUGCCAUACAGGAACUCUUAACGGGCACGAGAAUAGAGUCACAUCAAUUUCUGUAGCACCCAACGGCAUCGCGAUGGCAAGUUGCUCCUGGGAUCAAAGCGUCAGGGUUUGGGGUUAA